CGACGGCGGCGGCAGGGCAGAUGACCCAAGGUGGAACCACUCUUCUUGAUCACCCUCUGCCUGAAACCUAGGGAGGAUGCCCUGGACCCCACCCCAGCUAGGGUCUGACAUCGGGCCCCAUGCGGCUCACCCGCUGCUGGGCUGCCCUGGCAGCCGCCAUCAUCCUCAACCUCCUAGUCUUCUUCUAUGUGUCAUGGCUACAGCACCAGCCCAGAAACUCCCGGGCCCGGGCCCCCCGCCGGACUUCUGCCACUGGUCCCCGAGUCACCGUCCUGAUUCGGGAAUUUGAGGCUUUUGACAACGCUGUGCCAGAGCUAGUAGAUUCCUUCCUGCAGCAGGACCCAGCCCAGCCUGUGGUGGUGGCGGCCGACACACUCCCUUACCCACCCCUGGCCUUGCCUCGCAUCCCUAACGUUCGCCUGGCCCUGCUCCAGCCAGCCCUGGACCGGCCAGCGGCGGCCUCGCGCCCGGAGACCUACGUAGCCACCGAGUUCGUGGCCUUGGUGCCUGAUGGAGCGCGGGCCGAGUCACCAGGCCAACUGGAGCGAAUGGUGGAGGCGCUCCGGGGGAGCAGCGCGCGCUUGGUGGCCGCCCCGGUCGCCACCGCCAACCCAGCGCGGUGCCUAGCACUGAACAUCAGCCUGCGGGAGUGGACUGCACGCUAUGGCCCAGCGCCCAGCGCGCCCCGCUGCGACGCUUUGGAUGGCGACGCGGUGCUGCUGAUGCGCUCCCGCGACCUCUUCAACCUCUCGGUGCCCCUGGCGCGGCCACUGGCCACCAGCCUCUUCCUACAGACCGCCCUGCGUGGCUGGGCAGUGCAGCUGCUGGACUUGACCUUCGCCGCGGCGCGCCAGCCCCCGCUGGCCACCGCCCACGCGCGCUGGAAGGCGGAUCGCGAGGGGCGCUCACGGAGGGCGGCGCUGCUGCGCUUGCUGGGCAUCCGCCUGGUGAGCUGGGAAGGCGGGCGGCUCGAGUGGUUUGGCUGCAGCAAGGAGAGUCCGCGCUGCUUCGGUACGGUGGCGGGCGACACACCCGCUUACCUAUACGAGGGCCGCUGGACACCACCUUGCUGCCUGCGCGCACUGCGCGAAACGGCGCGCUACGUGGUGGGCGUGCUGGAGGCGGCGGGCGUGCGCUACUGGUUGGAGGGCGGCUCGCUGCUGGGUGCAGCCCGCCACGGCGACAUCAUCCCAUGGGACUACGAUGUAGAUCUGGGCAUCUACCUGGAGGACGUGGGCAACUGCGAGCAGUUGCGGGGCGCCGAGGCUGGCUCGGUAGUGGAUGAACGGGGCUUCGUGUGGGAGAAGGCGGUGGAGGGCGACUUCUUCCGAGUGCAGUACAGCGAGAGCAACCACCUGCACGUGGACCUCUGGCCCUUCUACCCCCGCAAUGGGGUCAUGACAAAGGACACGUGGCUGGACCACCGGCAGGAUGUAGAGUUCCCAGAGCACUUCCUGCAGCCGCUGGUCCCCCUGCCCUUUGCGGGUUUCAUGGCACAGGCCCCUAACAACUACCGUCGCUUCCUGGAGCUCAAGUUUGGGCCUGGGGUCAUCGAGAACCCAGAAUACCCCAACCCUGCACUCUUAAGCUUGACAGGCGGCUGAAGCUCUGGUGCCUGCAUCGGGGGCUAGAUGAACAGCAGGGUACAGGAAUCUGUUCUUUGCCUCGGGUUCUGUAUGGAUCUGAACCAGUUUGUAAUUGGGCAAUGGGGCUAUGCACUGGAGAGAGAGAGAGAAUAAAAAAAGGAAGAUUGGAGGGAGCCCACAGGACAAGUCCAGCUUUAGCAGGAAGCAGAACCCGAAGACUGGAGCAACACAGAUUCUUAAGUUUCGAGAUGGGGCUACGUGUAGAGCCCUCCUAGCCCCUUUGCUUUGAGGGAGCAAAGUGGCCUUCGAUGGAAAAGCCCAGGGAUUUGUGUCCAGUCUUUAGGACUCUGCAUAGUCUCUGCCCUUUAUUCCAAGAGCCGUAGGCCCUUGGAAAGUGAGGUCCGGAGAACAGACCAGCCAGCCUCAAUCUACCACAUACAGCUUAGGUAGCCCUGGACCAGUUACCCAGUCUCUGUUUCAUCUGAGAUACUGAAUGCCUCCAAUUGUGUUUAGAAUCCUCAGGACCCUUGGCGCUAGUGCUUGCUUCCUCCACUAGAGGGCGCUUCUGUCCCGCUCUUCGUGUUUGAUGAACGCUCUGCUUCAUCCCUUCUGUCUCUGGUUUUCUUGCGGUGGCUCUGGGAGGUAAGACAGUGCUGGCCACCUCCUCCUCUCGCUGAAUGUGGCACUUUUCUUUGAGAGUGCUGCUUGAUGUAUCUGCUGCUUUAACCCCGUCUUGCUCUUGGAGGACUGACUGAGCUCUGGUUUGGGAUCUGGCCAAUAUAUUACCUCUUUAUUUCACUCCUCUGCACCUGUUUUCCCCCCUUCCAGGAAAGGAUAAACCUUCGCCAUAGCUCACAGACCUAGCGGGCCCAGGCAUACACACGGAAGUGACAGCUGCUAUUACAUCCAUUUUCCGGGGAGGAAAACUGAGGCUGAAAUGACAGUCACUUGCCAAUAAUCAGAUAGUUUAGGAAAUAGCUAGUAAGGGACUUGAAUUCAGGUCACCGUUUCAAGGUCCACACUUCACUUCCUCUUUAGGUCCCGCUGUAGAACUCGUACCCAAGUGGAGCCUUGCGGUGGCUGUGCCAUUUAAACGGGUUUUUUAAAAUCUCAUUUAAUUAUGCAUAUACAUUAUGUUCAAACUGCUACUACCAGUCUGUAUACUGUUAAAUAAGGCUUAAAUUAUGCUACUUUAAAGUUUAAAAAAUCAAGAUGAAUAGA
Grammomys surdaster is the source of this 2807-nucleotide messenger RNA. RefSeq names its product fukutin related protein (gene Fkrp). Gene Ontology annotation, biological process: protein O-linked glycosylation via mannose. Bases 120 to 1604 code for a protein of 494 amino acids. Gene Ontology annotation, cellular component: Golgi apparatus. NCBI's taxonomy places the organism in Eukaryota, Metazoa, Chordata, Mammalia, Rodentia, Muridae. The transcript has 3 exons. The record is from RefSeq and is a predicted model, not a curated record.